ACAAUUAAAACUAGCUAAAAAACAAAAUUGGAAAACCGCCACCUGUGGGUGUAACUUGUGUCGGCCGGGGUUAGGUCGAUUUUGGAAUUGAGUCAUGUUUCUAAGGGGGAUUUUAAAAGGACCCACCUAAAGACAUGAGAGGCCUAGAGAGAGAGAGAGUUUCUUGGACACGAGGAAGACGACCAGCACGGGGUUGGGAACAUUCCGGCCAUCAUGAUCGACAUCGCAGAUUUCAGCCAGACUGGAGGAUGGACCGAGCAACUUAUAAUCAAGCGGUGCCGUUCUUCUUUACGAACUUUCCUGAUGACUGGACACACGAUCAAAUGUGGAGAACUUUCUGCAAAUUUGGAAGAUUACUGGAAGUCUAUGUUCCAGACAGAAAGGACAAGUAUGGCAGGAGGUUCGGGUUCGCCAGAUUUCAGGACGUGAAAAACACGAAGGCCCUUGAGGAGGAGCUGGACCAAAUCAAGAUCGGGGGACUCAAGCUGCACGUGAAUCAGCCGCGGUUUGCUCGCCAAUCAAAAACAGUGACUGCAAACACCUAUGGAAACAAGGUUGGGUUUACUCUCAAAGGACCUGCUGAACAGCUAAAAGUCUCUUAUGCAGACGCUCUAAAAGGAGGAAGCCGGCCAUCACAAGGGAAUAAUCUGGCCGAAGGUAGCAGACACCCAAGUACAAGGAUGACGAACGAGAGAAUGUGGGUUGCAAAGGACCAGAAACAUGGAUGGAAAGGAUGGUCUUUCAAUGUUGAUGAGAAGGAGUACACAUGGGUUGAAGGAAGUUAUGUUGGCACAGCAAGAGCAGUUGAACUUAUUCCAACACUCCAAGAAAAAUUUUAUAUGGAGGGAUACUUCUCUCUUUCAUUGAAACCAAUGGGUGGGAAACUUGUAUUAAUGCAAUGCCAAGACAAGGAAGAGUUACAGUACUUGGUCGAAAAUGCUGGAGAUUGGCUUGCCCAAUGGUUCGAUGAAGUGAGGCCUUGGACUCCUUCUAUGGUGGCCUCCGACAGAUUCACUUGGAUCAAAUGUCAAGGUGUGCCAUUGCAUGCUUGGGGCCCUAAGUUCUUUGAAGAUCUUAGCAUGUUCUGGGGGAAACUCAUCACACUUGAUGACAGCACCAGCAACAAGAAGAGGUUCGAUGCAGCUCGGUUCCUUAUAUCUACUCCAUGCUCAGAAGUGAUAUCCAAAGUAAUGACCGUGAAGAUUAAUGGGGAGUUUUACAACAUCAAGUGUGUUGAAGAGGAAACAACAAACAAUCUUUUCUCAAUGAAAUCUGACUUCAAAUUUAAGGCCCCCUCUGAUAGUAGUGAUGAUAGUGAAAAUUGGUCAUUUAACUCCUUUGAUGAGGCCUUGUCUCAAGAAGGCUGUGGGCAUUUUUCAGCCCUUGCCGGCUCCGAAGGUGAGGAAGAUGAUGAUGUGGCAUUAGGGAAUGAGGAAAAUGGGGACGUGGCUGCAAACCAAGAAAUGGGUGAAGAGAGAUCAGCUUCACAACGUUCAAAUUAUUCAAAAAUUUCAAAUUGUGGAAAUCUCAAAGGAUUGACAUGGGAAACUCAAAUAUCCUCCUCGAAUAUGAUAAACAGCACCUUCCAAGGAAGCUCUAAUGAUGUUCCUGACUCAUUACAGUCAACUGAAGUGCAUAAGAUGUCAGGACAUUUAAUGAGCAAUGCCGGAAAAUCAGCUGGAACAGAGACAAUUGAAAAAUGCAGUGGCGGGCUUAACUCAAUGGAGGCUAUUAUACUGGGCCAUGUUGCUGGGCCUGAGACAAAAAAUGGGAAGGAGGUAAAUUGGCGAUUGGAGCAGGCCCCUUUUAAGCCUAUUACAAAAAGUCCCUUAAUCCAUGAUAACAUCAGGGAAAGUAGAAGAAAUAUCCCAAAUACAGAUCAAGACAGAACAGAGAGAGUAAAUACCCCAAAUGCAGAUCAAGACAGAGCAGAGAGAGUCUCGAAAUUUGAUGAUGAGCUUCAUUCUUUUCUACAAAACAUGGAUAGCGAUUCUGGUGCUAUACAGGAAUGGAUGCGUGCUAGAGAAAGGAAGAAGUCAAGAAAAAGGUGCAGAAAAGCCAAAUCAUGCGCAGAGGUGUAUAGGGAAUCAAAAGUAACUUCAACUGUUUCAAGAAGUAGAAGGGGUAGAACCAGCAAGAGCACUGCAGCGGAAGCCGCACAACCGGAGUUUAUGGCUAAUUCCGGCAACGAAGUGGCGGAUGACUCUAUUAGCGACAGUAAUAUAAACAAUCGCAACAAUUGCAUUUUGCAGAAGAUGAAGGCGUUUGGUGCUACGGAGAUUUGGGACUUCGCCAAAUCAAUCGGUGUUGUGGCGACUGGAAAAGAGGAAGAAGUUCUGAAAAGACUAGAGCAACUUGAAACGCGAGAUGGCCGGCAACAAGUUGAGGAUCCUUCGAGGAAGCAGAGGAACGACAUUGCAGGGGAAGGUACUUUCCAAUGAUCUUUCUCUCUUUCAAUACUAGAGGCAUAGGGGGUGGGUGGAAAAGAAAAGAGGUUAGGAAACUGGUAGGAAAAGAAAGAGUGGAAUUUUUGAUGAUGCAGGAAACCAAAAUGGAGAAAAUUGACAAAAGCAUUUGUAGAGAUCUUUGGGGUACAGAUGAUUUUGAUUGGGUUGCCCAAGAGUCAAAUGGUAGAUCUAGGGGGCUAAUCUGCAUCUGGAAUAAAGAGGUUUUCAAGAU
This is a messenger RNA of Rubroshorea leprosula, 2679 nucleotides long. Lineage: Eukaryota; Viridiplantae; Streptophyta; Magnoliopsida; Malvales; Dipterocarpaceae. The record is from the annotation of a GenBank genome assembly.